Molecule: messenger RNA, 1152 nt
Organism: Penicillium subrubescens
Lineage: Eukaryota; Fungi; Ascomycota; Eurotiomycetes; Eurotiales; Aspergillaceae
Product: alpha-ketoglutarate-dependent dioxygenase AlkB family protein
Exons: 1
Coding region: 1-1152 (383 amino acids)
Biological process (GO): DNA repair
Source: RefSeq, a predicted model, not a curated record
AUGUCAAAACGCACAAUUGACGCAUUCUUCAAACCAACCACAACCAACUCCGCAAAACGAGCCAAACCAAACAACGAUGAUACACCACCACCACCCGACGAAAACGAGGACAUCGGUCCCCCAGACACUCAUCCCAGCUACCCAAUUCCAAUCCCACAACUGCCCGCAUACAUCUCAAUCAGUCUCACCCACGGUACACCCGCGAAAGAAGGCCACGCUAUAAGCAACCAACCAGAUCUGGACCUCCUCUAUUUCCGACCGUACAUUACUCGACCCACAGCUAACGAGCUAUUCAAGUUUCUCCGCCGCGAAUUACCAUUUUACCGCGUGCAAUACACGAUUAAGCGUGGGGGUGUCGACACGGAUAUCAAUACUCCGAGAUAUACGACUGUUUUUGGGGUGGAUGAUACAGCGCAAUGGACGUCAAGGCCAACCACCGAACAAUCAGAAUCAGACGAAGAAACAUCUCCGCCCGACAACACCACCACCGCCAAUCCUCCAAACAAUCACCAACCUUUCUCGAACCUCACUCUCAUCGAAACAACAUCCAAAACCUCCAUCCGCCCAACAAAAUACCAAUACACCCCCCGCCCCAUCCCAACAUGCCUCCUCCACCUAAAAAACCUCAUCGAAAUCACAACAGGAUCCCGCUACAACUUCUGCCUCGUAAACUACUAUUCCUCGGGUAACGACAGUAUAUCCUUCCACUCAGACGACGAGCGCUUCCUCGGCUCGAACCCGGACAUCGCAUCGCUGAGUUUAGGCGGGGAGCGUGAGUUUCUUAUGAAACAUAGAGGGGCUGGAACACUUGCAACCCGGCCUAUCAUACCGGUGAAAGUUCCUAAAGCUAGUCCGCUGAAAUUUGCCCUGUCCUCUGGCGAUAUGGUCAUCAUGCGUGGGCCUACGCAAACACACUGGCUGCAUAGUAUUCCGAAACGCAAGGGGGAUGCGGUGCGGGGACGGAUUAAUAUUACGUUUCGGAGGGCGAUGGUGCCGGCGGGCACGAAUAAUUAUUAUCGGUAUAAUGUUGGGUGUGGUCCGGUUUGGAGGUGGGAUGAGAGCAGGCAGGAGAUGGUUUGUACCGGAGAUGGAGGAGAUGGAGAUGGAGGAGCAGGAGGAGAUGGGGGGUUGAAGGAGGGUGUUGAUGAGUAG